Messenger RNA from Lachancea nothofagi CBS 11611, 1683 nucleotides. NCBI's taxonomy places the organism in Eukaryota, Fungi, Ascomycota, Saccharomycetes, Saccharomycetales, Saccharomycetaceae. The record is from the annotation of a GenBank genome assembly.
AUGGCUCACAUGCAUCAACAAGGCAUGGAAAUGCCCGAUAUGUCCAACGCCAUUAUGGCUCAAGAUGAAAUGGGUAGACCUUUCAUCAUUGUCAAAGACCAAGGAAAUAAGCAAAGACAACAUGGAUUGGAGGCCAAAAAGUCACACAUCCUAGCAGCCAGGUCAGUAGCAUCGAUUAUAAAAACUUCUCUAGGUCCAAGAGGCCUCGACAAGAUUUUAAUCUCGCCUGAUGGCGAGAUCACCAUUACCAACGAUGGUGCUACUAUUUUAUCUCAAAUGGAGUUAGAUAACGAGAUUGCAAAACUUUUGGUUCAGCUCUCAAAGUCCCAAGAUGAGGAGAUUGGCGAUGGUACGACUGGUGUUGUGGUGCUAGCCAGUGCUUUACUUGAUCAAGCAUUAGAGCUUAUCGAAAAGGGAAUUCAUCCAAUUAAGAUAGCCAACGGAUUCGAUGAAGCAGCCAAAAUGGCUGUGGCUCACUUGGAGUCUGUAGCCGAUGAUGUGGCCCUUGACGAAGCGUCUUUCUACGAUUAUUUGUUCAAAGCUGCCAAGACGUCUUUGGGGUCCAAAAUCGUUUCGAAGGAUCAUGAUAAAUUCGCACAAAUGGCCGUCGACGCCGUAACGAGCGUAAUGGAUCUAGAUAGAAAGGACGUUGACUUUGACCUUAUUAAAUUGGAGGGUCGUGUUGGUGGUUCUUUGCAAGACUCAAAGCUGAUUAAAGGUGUUGUCCUCGAUAAAGAUUUUUCACAUCCACAGAUGCCUAAGACCGUGAUUCCCAAGGAGGGCCAAGAUGGCGUUAAACUCGCAAUCCUCACAUGCCCUUUCGAGCCACCAAAACCUAAGACCAAACACAAAUUGGAUAUUUCGUCAGUGGAGGAAUAUCAAAAACUUCAGUCUUACGAGCAAGACAAAUUUACGGAGAUGAUCGAUUAUGUUAAAAAUGCGGGUGCAGAUGUAGCAAUUUGCCAGUGGGGUUUUGAUGACGAAGCCAACCACUUGUUGUUGCAGAAUAAUCUACCGGCCAUAAGAUGGGUCGGGGGCCAAGAAUUGGAACUUAUUGCCAUCGCCACAAAAGGACGUAUUGUUCCUCGUUUCCAAGAUUUGUCACCUGAGAAACUAGGGACGUGCGGCAAGAUACGUGAAAUUGAAUUUGGCACAACCAAAGAUCGCAUGUUGGUCAUUGAGGAAUGUUCAAACUCUAAAACAGCUACGUGUUUCAUCCGUGGGUCUAAUAGAAUGAUCGUGGAAGAAGCGAAGAGAGCUUUGCAUGACUCUUUAUGUGUCGUUAGAAAUUUGGUCAAGGAUUCCAGAGUUGUUUACGGCGGUGGUGCCGCCGAGGUGACUAUGUCUGUAGCGAUUUCUGAAGAGGCCGAUAAGCAACACGGCAUUGACCAAUAUGCGUUCCGUGCCUUUUCCCAAGCACUUGACACAAUACCUAUGCUUUUAGCUGAGAAUUCCGGUCUUGACCCAAUUGAGACUCUAUCCCUGCUGAAGAGCACUCAAAUAAAAGAAAAAACGUCUACUACUGGUGUCGAUUGCCUGUCCAAUGAUUCCAAUAACAUGAAAGAGUUAUUCGUUGUCGAUCCUUUUAUUGGCAAGAAGCAGCAAAUCCUUCUGGCCACUCAACUUUGUCGGAUGAUUCUCAAGAUUGACAAUGUCAUUAUCAGCGGAAAAGAUGAGUACUAA